AUGUCUGAAAUUCAAAAGGAAAAGGGUGAUCACCAAAACCAGCCACAGCUGCACAAGAUCAGAAUGACCUUGACCUCCACAAAGGUCAAGGAGUUGGAAGAUGUCUCUGCUAACAUUGUCAAGAAUGCUCAAAGCCAUCAAUUGGUUAUGAAAGGUCCUGUCAGAUUGCCAACCAAGGUUUUGAAGAUCAGCACCAGAAAAACUCCUAAUGGUGAAGGUUCUAAGACUUGGGACACUUACGAAAUGAGAAUCCACAAGAGAUACAUUGACUUGAAAGCUCCUGCUCAGAUCGCUAAGAGAAUCACCCAAUUGGCUAUUCAACCAGGUGUGGACAUUGAAGUCAUCAUCGCUGCCUAA
This is a messenger RNA of Eremothecium cymbalariae DBVPG#7215, 357 nucleotides long. RefSeq names its product 40S ribosomal protein uS10 (gene RPS20). Gene Ontology annotation, cellular component: ribosome; cytosolic small ribosomal subunit. NCBI's taxonomy places the organism in Eukaryota, Fungi, Ascomycota, Saccharomycetes, Saccharomycetales, Saccharomycetaceae. The coding region runs from base 1 to 357 and encodes 118 amino acids. Gene Ontology annotation, biological process: translation. The record is from RefSeq and is a predicted model, not a curated record. The transcript has a single exon. Gene Ontology annotation, molecular function: structural constituent of ribosome.